AAUACAGAUCCCUCUCCUCUCAGUGGCUUCAAGCUCCGAUCCCACACUAUUCACAGAAAAUGGAGGCAGCCAUAUUUCUUACACCAUCAAUUCUCCCUCUUGUAACACCUAACAAAAGUUUAGCUUCGGCAAGGAGGGUCGUCCCAAGGUUACAGACCUCCAAAUGUUCCCCGAUCAAAGCAAGUGCUCCAGUGACAAACGACACUUCAACAGUUGAUUACAGCUCCUUUACCUCUGUUUUUCCAGCUGAGGCUUGUGAGACAAUAGGAGGAGAAGCUUGUAAUGUUGAGAUGUAUCCUGAAGUGAAGCUCAAACCAGAUGCCAGAAGUAACACUCCCAGCACUUCAGAGCAGAUUGAUAGAGAAUAUUUAGAGUACAACAGUGCCAAGACGGUAUUCCUAGACGAGGCUUGUGAUGAUCUCGGAGGAGAGUUCUGCGACCCUGGAUAUCAGGGAUGAGUUUAGCAGUAACAUCUUACCAAGAAAAACAAGGAAAAAGAAUGGAAUGUGUCACCUUUACGUUCUUGACUUCCUUUUCUUUCACUGGGGUAGCAUGGUUCUCUCGGUAGUGUACAUUAAGUUCUUGAAUAAAAAACUUACGUGAAGUAAGCUUUCUAUACUAUCAAAUAUAAUAGUGCACUGUAAAUGCGCAGGGCUGGAAAUGAUUAGGAAGGGAUGCUUUCUAUUAGAACAAAUUCCGGCUUAGCUAGUUUGCUGUUAAUACUGAGAAAAAGGAUCAUUUCAAGUUCA
Messenger RNA from Populus nigra (black poplar), 749 nucleotides. RefSeq names its product light-regulated protein 1, chloroplastic-like. The record is from RefSeq and is a predicted model, not a curated record. The coding region runs from base 60 to 458 and encodes 132 amino acids. The transcript is spliced from 3 exons. NCBI's taxonomy places the organism in Eukaryota, Viridiplantae, Streptophyta, Magnoliopsida, Malpighiales, Salicaceae. Gene Ontology annotation, cellular component: chloroplast.